Guillardia theta CCMP2712 is the source of this 963-nucleotide messenger RNA. RefSeq lists its product as hypothetical. Gene Ontology annotation, molecular function: mRNA 5'-diphosphatase activity. NCBI's taxonomy places the organism in Eukaryota, Cryptophyceae, Pyrenomonadales, Geminigeraceae. Bases 1 to 963 code for a protein of 320 amino acids. Gene Ontology annotation, cellular component: nucleus; cytosol. The transcript is spliced from 6 exons. Gene Ontology annotation, biological process: nuclear-transcribed mRNA catabolic process; NAD-cap decapping. The record is from RefSeq and is a predicted model, not a curated record.
AUGGCGAUACCGAAGUUGGUCGCUUCGUUCCCGCCGACCCUGCGAGCGAGCUCAGUGAGAGUCACAGCUCCGGCAGAGAUCACGAGCUACAGCAAGGACGCAUCAGGACGUAUCACUAUCCCGGCAUGCCGGAUCAGGUUGUACAAAAAGCCUCACCUUCCUUACGACCUCAACAUUGGGAUGAGCGAGUAUAUCGCCAAGAAGGAGGGGGACGUUACCCUUGAGCCAGUCCUCCAGGCGCUGUCUCAUGCACAGUUUUCGACGACUCGGUCAUGCGACUUCGUGAGCUACAGGAACAAUCUCAACAAGAUCAUGGAGACACCCUAUAACAAGAAGGACCCGUGGAAGAUAAAGCUGAGAAAAGACUCGUCAGUGAUCUACAUGGAUGUUGUCAAGCUGGAGGAGCAGAGCACUCAGAGCCCAAGAAGCAUGAGGAAAUUUCAGUACUGGGGGUACAAGUUUGAAGGAGCCUGUACCUCGGAUGAUGGCGACCAGUCACAUGUUGACGCCAAUGAGGAGUAUUGCAGCGUGUUCCAGAUCUCAAUAGGAGAGAACAGGCUCGUGCUCGCUGCUGAGAUGGACUGCAUCGAGCCGGAGAAGGAGGAGCAAAGCGAGAAGGAGGGAGGUGGAAAGAGGAGGUACGUGGAGUUGAAGACAAGCAGGGUUAUAUCACAUCCGAAUCAGAACAACACCUUUCAGCGAUUCAAACUGUUGAAGUUCUGGAUACAAUCGUUCUUGGGAGGAGUCGGAAAGAUAGUAUGUGGAUUUCGGGAUGACGACGGGAUAUUGCAGGAGGUGAAAGAGUUCAAGACCCUUGAGAUUCCCCGGAUGGUACGAGGCAAGCCAAACAUGUGGGAUCCAAACGUUUGUCUCAAGUUCACAGAGGAUCUCUUGACAAGACUCAAGACGCUUGUGAAAGAGGUGAUAUGCUUGAAGUUAAAUGUGGCAGAUUCAUUCUCCUGA